Messenger RNA from Camelus dromedarius (Arabian camel), 857 nucleotides. It is a transcript of the gene LY86, whose product is annotated as lymphocyte antigen 86. NCBI's taxonomy places the organism in Eukaryota, Metazoa, Chordata, Mammalia, Artiodactyla, Camelidae. Bases 62 to 538 code for a protein of 158 amino acids. The transcript is spliced from 5 exons. The record is from RefSeq and is a predicted model, not a curated record. Gene Ontology annotation, biological process: innate immune response; positive regulation of lipopolysaccharide-mediated signaling pathway.
ACCCUGGGGCCUUUUCUGUUGGGCCAGUUUUUCUUCCCUUGGUCACACACGGGCCCUCGCCAUGAAGGGCUUCGCGGCCGCCUUCCUCGUCUGGGCCCUGGUUUCUCCCCAGGGCGGCGGGGAGACCUGGCCCGCACACACGGCCUGCAGGGACGGGAACUUGGAAGUGCUCUACCAGAGCUGCGACCCGCUACAAGAUUUUGGCUUUUCUGCUGACCAGUGUUCCAAACAAUUAAAACCAAAUCUCAACAUUCGAUUUGGAAUCGUUCUGAGAGAGGACAUCGAGGAGCUGUUUCUGGACGUCGCUCUCUUCGCCAAAGGCUCGUCCAUCCUGAAAUUCUCCUACCCCGUCUGUGAAGUGGAUCUUCCCAAGUUUUCUUUCUGCGGAAGAAAGAAAGGAGAGCAGAUUUAUUAUGCCGGCCCUGUCAAUAAUCCUGGAUUCGAAAUUCCCGUGGGAGAGUACCAGGUCCUGCUGGAGCUCUACAACAGAGACCACUCCACCGUGGCCUGCGCCAACGCCACCGUCACCUGCUCCUGAGCAUCUCCAGGCGCCACCAGCUCUGUCUCCGGAGAACCACAGCCCCUCCCGCUGAACCUGCCAUGAGGAAGGACCAGUUGACAGCAGAGGAAGGCUCCUGGAAGGUGCAGGCACCGAUCUCAGGCCCAGGACCAGAGGUCCCCAGACUCCACAGAUGCAGUGAUGCCCCCAAGGACCUGCUCCUUAGGAACUCCUGGGGGUCGCCAGGGUCUCAGGGUCCGUCCUCCUUCCCCAAGUGCUCGCCUGACAACCGCUCCCUGCUUUUCAGCUCCUGGGGGGCCCUUCUUCAGUCACCCAGAAUAAAGAAACCAGCCCACAA